Molecule: messenger RNA, 2391 nt
Organism: Physella acuta
Lineage: Eukaryota; Metazoa; Mollusca; Gastropoda; Physidae
Source: RefSeq, a predicted model, not a curated record
UGGCAAACGCCCUUGUUGAUUUUUUGUGAAAAUCCACACAAUUGUGGAUUUUGUUUUUCUGAUUUUCGAUAAUAGUCAAGUUUAAUACAACUUAAAGUUCAAUGGCUAUACGCUUUUUGCAAUUUCGGUAACACAAUCUGUAUCACGAAGGAGUAAACAUGCGUUUCAAACAGACAAAGCCUCAACAUGUUAAAAAGAAAGAGGGAGAAAGAGAUCAGUCCAGUGGGUUGAGUAGUACGCACACUGAAAUCCUUGCACACUGCAGCGAUACAGAAUGGGAAGGAUAUGACUGCAUUGACGGAGAUAUGGAUUCUGUGAAACUGAAGAUGAACUUAUUAGAAGACCAUAACCCGAACAUCCAGCUAAAUGGACAGUCCGAAGAACCAGUGAUGGACUUGCGUCCUAUGCUGGAGCUAUACAGUAAUGACGAAUGCAAUGGGUCAGCUAUUUGCCAUGAGGACAUGCUGGAUGACCCACCAACUCCUGCGGCAGCAGAAAAUGAUGUUAUAAUCCAAGGGAGACGACCUAUUUUCUCAGAGUCUGAGGAAUCCAAUAUAGCAACCCAACUUAAACAAUGGAAAGAACAGGGCAUGAAGUACACAAGGCUUGAUGUUGUCAAGAUGGCUUCAGAGUAUGCUGUGCAUCUUGGGAAGCGUCCACAGGGGAGGCCACUCACUGUAAAAUGGUUCCGAAGCUUUUUGACACGCCAUCCAGAAUGUUACAUUAGGAAAUCUAGAAAAACUAAAAACGAACGCCCAGAGAAGCAACACUUCAACCAGCUAGAUAUGAUACUUACAACAUACAACAUGAAGGAGAGCCCACAUUGUAUCUUUAGCUUGGUAGAGCUGCCUCUGACAAUGUUAAAGAAUGGGGAGAUUUCUAUUCCAGAAGACCUUAGUCUUAACGGAGCAAGUAUGAAUGGAGGCAAACCACACAAAAAAAUGACUUUUCUUGGCAAAGUACCAUCCACAAUUCUUUUUUGUGGCAGUGCUGCUGGCCAAGCCCUGCCUCCUUUUCUCAUCUUUUCAGGCAAGACCUUGGAUAAAUCAAUUUUGUCUGGCGUCACACCAGGUGCCGGCGGCAUAGCUUGCCACUCUGGGCGCGCAACUCCCGAGGUUUUAAUCUCGUUUCUCCGAGAGCACUUUUUGUCCCAAGCCCCUGGUCGUUCAGGAGACACGCUCAUUCUCUUGUUGGACUCCAACCUUGGUCGCUGUUUGAACCAGGCAGUUAUUGACCUGGGGUCAGCAUUCAAGGUCGUGUUUGUGACAGCUCAAACCACUCUCAACCCCCAGCUCCAUCCAAUGGCCAUAGGAUGCUGCAACACAUUUCAGCGAGAGCUGUGCUUUGAGCUGCAGAAACCACUCUAUUCAUCUGAGACAGCAUCCAUAUCAUCUUUCUCAAUCUGUGAGUUCUUGUGCCGGCUCUACCACCGCAACAUGUCGGCAGAAAAUCUACACUCCACUUUCCGGAAAGCUGGCAUCUUUCCUUUCAACCCCUCCAUUUGCAGAAAGAGAUACGGCUCCGCAGUCGUCCGGCCAGCUAUUGCUUCUGGUCAGUCGAGUAAGUAUAGAGAACCAGUGACCAGCGAUCUCCAGCCGUACUUGAGGGCUUGUGAGGAGGAGGAGGACAUGGAUGGCCCUCCAGCAGACGACGACGCAGACCUUCAGUAAGGUUGAGAGCAGACUUGAUGUUGUCGGUUCCGUUGUCUUUUGUGCACUUUUUACUUUUUUUAAAAAUCUACUUGCAGAAUUUUUUUCAAAAUUGUUCAUAAAACUUUUUUUUUUCAAAAUGAAACUCAUUUUUAACCCAUAGCCAAUUGACUUAAGUAAUUAUAAUCUUGGCAACAAUUUUGCUGUUUACAGUAAGAGCCAACCUUGUUUUUGGGAUCUCAAAUGCUCAAUUUACACAACCCCUAAUCUAGUCGUGUAUCAUUUUGGCGGCCUGUUUUUAUUGUUUAUUUUUAUUUCACUGUUUUAUCAAUCACAUAACCCUGCUCAUUUGUGUGCAAUUGUUUUAGUAGGACAUCAACAUACAUUUACAUGUCCAAUACAUUAUUAUUGUUUGAAAUCCUAUUCAUAAAAUGUCUCUAAAGAUUGCUACUUUUAAAAUGCAUUAACACAUUUAACUAUUCAAGGCUUAAUCUUUUUUACGAAACAAACUUUUCAGGGAAUUAUUUUUAAAAAAGCUAUUGAAAUUGUUUACCAAGACUUUAAAGGAACAAUUAAGUUAAUUUUUAAAAUGUAUCAUGUACAACGAGUAUAGAUUUACAUUUCACUUUUAUUACAUGUUAAUUUGUAUACAGUAUUUCAAUCUUUAAAAAGAUUUUUCAAUGAUUCCCUUUGUCUAUAAAAACCAGGUUAACUUCAUCUAAGACAGUCAAAAUGUUUAUAA